AUGGCAUUACUUCACAGUCCACUUGUUUUUCUACUGCUGCAUGUUCUUUUCAUCUCAGUAGUUCCACAAAUUCUAAAAUCAUCACCAAGAACUGAGGCAGAAGCUCUUGUCAAAUGGAAGAGCAGUUUAUUACCAUCUGCUUCUCUCAGUUCUUGGCCCUCAAGCAAUCUCGAAAACCUUUGUAACUGGACUGGCAUUACCUGCAAUUCUGCAGGGACAGUUUCGAAUCUCAAUUUUUCUGGUCAAAAACAUAAUGGAACACUUUCUUACUUCAGUUUCAGUUCAUUUCGGAACCUCACUUCCUUGGACAUGAGUCACAACCUGUUAUCAGAUUUUAUACCAGGAGGGAUUGGAGAUCUGGCAGAACUUCAAUACUUGAGCUUUUAUGAAAAUGAUAUAAAUGAUUUAAGGAACUUAGCUUUUCUUGAUUUGUCGAGGAAUGAGUUGACAGGUUCACUGCCAAAAAAUAUUUCCAAGCUUUUCAAGCUAGAAGAACUUCGCCUAGGAAAGAAUAACUUCACAGGGCCAAUUCCUUCUUCAAUAAGUCAGCUUAGGCAGCUUCAAACUCCUGAUCUCAAAGAAAUUUAUUUGAACUCUAGUAUUCCUCCUGAGCUUGGCUUGUGCACCAAGCUCACCUUCUUGGCUCUAGCUUUAACAGAACUAUACAUAAAAAAUAAUACCUUUACGGGUAUUAUUCCUCCUGAAAUUGGUACAUUGACAAAUCUCACAUACAUUGGCAAUUUGAAAGAGCUUCUAGAGUUAGACUUGUCAGAAAGCUAUCUAGAAGGUUCAAUUCCAGCAAAAAUAGGAAAGCUCACCAAAUUGGUGGUCUUACACUUGCACUUCAAUAAUCUUAGUGGAACUGUUCCACCUGAGAUAGGAAACUUAGCACAACUGGAAAUUCUCGAUCUCCAAAACAGCCAAUUUGAUGGAGUGGUGCCUGAUUCAAUUGCAGAAUUAAGUCACUUGAACUUAAUUCAUCUUCAUAAUAACAGGUUUUCUGGUAGCCUUCCAAAGGACUUGGGAAAAAAGAAUCUCCAUCUGUCCACUGUGAAUUUUUCCUCCAACAGGUUCUCUGGUAAAUUGCCAGAAGGAUUGUGCAGUAGUUUAACCCUUGCAUGGAUUACAGUAACUGCAAACAAUUUUUCAGGGGUUUUACCGCCAUGCCUGGGAAACUGCUCCAAAUUGAGUAGAGUCCGCCUUGAUAAAAACCAGUUCUCUGGAAAUGUUUCUGAGGCAUUUGGUUUUCACUUUUCAUCCAUAUAUAUCUUGUUUUCAUCUCUGAGCGGCAAUAAGUUUACCGCUGAACUCUCCUCCCAGUGGGGAAAGAAUGAAAGUCUCACAAACAUGGAAAUGUCACAGAACAAAAUUUCAGGUGCCAUCCCAGCUGAGCUUGGAAACUUACAGAAUUUGCGAGUUUUGCAGCUGGAACCGAAUGAGUUGACAGGUCCGAAUGAAAUGGGAAAUUUGAACCAGUUGUUGAAACUCAACUUGAGUAGUAAUCAUUUGACUGGAGACAUCCCCAAGAGUUUAGGCAAAUUAUCAAAGCUCAACUACUUUGAUUUGUCUACAAACAAAUUGAAGGGAAGCAUACCGAAAGAUCUUGGGAAUUGUGAGAGCACAUUGAGCCUGAACAGUUUUUCAGAAGAGAUACAAUCUGAACUUGGCAAUUUGGUUCAAUCGCAAAUUACUUUGGACCUGAGUAGCAAUUCACUUUCAGGCACCAUUCCUUCUAAUUUGGCAAAACUGAAAGUUUUGGAGAAUUUAAAUAUUUCGCACCAUCAGCUCUCAGGUAAAAUUUCCUCCUCAUUAUCUACCGGGAUGAUUAGUUUGGAAACUAUUGAUUUAUCUUACAAUAACUUGUCUGGCCCUGUACCCUCGUUCCCACACAAAGUGGAAAAAGUACCGUCAAUACAAUACCUCGGCGUAGGUCCAAAUAGAUUCGUUCAAGAAGGGUUCCAGAAGAGGUUGAACAUAAAUGAGAAGAUUGGUUACGAAGAAAGAUUUUUAAUGGAAACCCAUUUCUGUGUGGAGACUCUAAAGGAUUGUCCCCAUCUCCGGCUUUGUCUUUCAAGUCAUCUAAUUCCAAAACAUGAUUUAGAGGCGACCAAUUCCAAGAACUCUAAGUCACUGAUUUGGGAAAGAGAAGGGAGGUUUACAUUUAGGAAUAUCGUGAGAGCCACUGAAGAUUUCAGUGAAAGGUACUGCAUUGGAAGAGGAGGAUUUGGAACUGUGUACAAGGCCAAACUGUUUAAUGGUGAGAUUGUUGCAGUAAAAAGGCUGAAUAUAACAGACUCUAGCAAGGCUACAACAAUUAAUCGAAUGGAGCUUUGA
This is a messenger RNA of Daucus carota subsp. sativus, 2334 nucleotides long. Its product is annotated as MDIS1-interacting receptor like kinase 2. The record is from RefSeq and is a predicted model, not a curated record. Lineage: Eukaryota; Viridiplantae; Streptophyta; Magnoliopsida; Apiales; Apiaceae. Gene Ontology annotation, molecular function: protein kinase activity; ATP binding; protein binding. The coding region runs from base 1 to 2334 and encodes 777 amino acids. Gene Ontology annotation, biological process: protein phosphorylation. The transcript has 4 exons.